Molecule: messenger RNA, 5697 nt
Organism: Helicoverpa zea (corn earworm)
Lineage: Eukaryota; Metazoa; Arthropoda; Insecta; Lepidoptera; Noctuidae
Gene: Adar
Product: double-stranded RNA-specific editase Adar
Exons: 14
Coding region: 111-2147 (678 amino acids)
Biological process (GO): adenosine to inosine editing; RNA processing
Cellular component (GO): nucleolus; cytoplasm
Molecular function (GO): double-stranded RNA binding; tRNA-specific adenosine deaminase activity; double-stranded RNA adenosine deaminase activity
Source: RefSeq, a predicted model, not a curated record
UGAAGUCCACAUGUGAUCUCGCGGUGUCGCGGCUCUCCCGACUCGAUACAAAUACAAUCAAUAUUCAAUAAGUACUUGUGAAGUGGUGAUAGUGAGUGCGUGUUGUAUCAAUGUGCAGCGAGAACGGGAACAUGGUGCUUCGCGAGACGGAAAACGGCGAGCCGGCGGCGAAGCGCCCGGCGCCGAGCAUCGUGGUGGGCGGCGGCUUCAAGUGGAACCUGCAGGCGCUGGCGGCGGCGGCCGACAGCGUGGCCAGCGGCGGCAAGUCGCCCGUGUCCGCGCUCAACGAGCUCGGCGUGCGCGUGGCCUACUCCGUGCUGCGCCAGGCGGGGCCCGCGCACUGCCCGUCCUUCACCGUGCGCGUCCGCGUGGCCGACCUCGCCUUCUGCGGCGCCGGGCCCAGCAAGCGCGAGGCGCGCGCCGCCGCCGCCCGCGCCUGCCUCGCCGCGCUGCUCGCCCGCGCCGGCCGCGCGCUGCCCCCCCCGCCCCACCACGACUUCACCAGCGACGAGCCCGCGCCCGCGCCAGCGUCGCAGCUGGAGUGCGUGGAGGCGGUGCAGGCCCCGGCGUCGCCCGCGCCUGCAGCGCCGGGGCCGGGCGCGGAGGCCGCGGCGCCCGCGCCGGCCGGCUCGCUGUUCGGCGCGGCGGCGGCGGCGGCGCACAAGUCUCCCAUCAACGUGCUGUACGAGAACUACUCGGGGCUCGCCUUCACCUGCACCUUCGGCGACGGCUCCCCGCUCACCGCCGCGCAGGCGCCGCUGCAGCUCAGCCACAGCAUGAGGUUCAAGGUCGUCUGCCAGAUCAAGGACCAGAAGUUCGAGGGAUACGGGUCGAGCAAGAAGCUGGCGAAGCUGGCGGCGGCGCGGUGCGCGCUGGCGGCGCUGGAGGAGCGCGCGCCGCCGGCCGCCGCCCCGAGCGCGCCGCAGCUGCGCCAGCACCUCGCCGACCACAUCGCCAAACUGGUGAACGAGAAGUUCAACGAGCUGAUGAAGAACGACGUGGUGCACUCCAAGCGCAAGGUGCUCGCCGGCAUCGUCAUCACCACGCACUCACGCAUCGAGGACGCCCGGGUGAUCGCAGUGACGACGGGCACCAAGUGCGUGUCGGGCGAGCACAUGUCCGUCACCGGCCGCGCGCUCAACGACUGCCACGCAGAGGUGGCCGCGCGGCGCUGCCUACAGAAACACUUAUACGCGCAGCUGUUACAGUACGCUGAACAGGCUGAUCCGACGGUCCCACUGGAGAACAACGACCUGGAGCCUGUUCCUGGCGGCGGCUACCGGCUGAAGGCGUCCCGCGCCGUGCACCUGUACGUGAGCACGGCGCCCUGCGGCGACGGACGCAUCUUCAGCCCGCACGAGCACCACCACGCCGAGCCCGACAAGCAUCCCAACCGCCUCGCCAGGGGACAGCUCAGGACCAAGAUCGAGUCCGGCGAGGGCACCAUACCCGUCAAGAACUGCACCAACACCGUGCAGACCUGGGACGGCGUCAUGCAGGGCGAGCGGCUGCUGACGAUGUCGUGCUCGGACAAGGUGGCGCGCUGGUGCGUGUGCGGGCUGCAGGGCGCGCUGCUGUCGCGGCUCGUGCUGCCCGUCUACCUGCACUCGCUCGUGCUCGGCUCGCUGCUGCACCCGCACCACAUGUACAGGGCUAUCUGCGGUCGCAUCGAGGCGUACAUCUCGUGCCUGCCGCCGCCGUUCCACCUGGCGCGGCCGCUGCUGUCCCGCGCGGCCAGCGCCGAGGCCCGCACGCCGGCCCGCGCGCCGUCCUUCAGCGUCGCCUGGUGCGCCACGCAGCCGCUGCCCGAGCUCAUCAACGCCACCACCGGCAAGCUCGAGAGCGGACAGCCCUCGCUGCUCUGCAAGCAGAGCAUGUUCGCGCGCUGGCACUACCUCGUCAAGCGACUGCCGCUGCUGCCGCAGGAGACGGACGGUGAGACGUUGCCGCCCGCCAUGCCGGACAACCCCGACACGCUGCUGUACAACGAGGCCAAGCAGAUGUGUCCCACAUACCAGUUGGCGAAGCAGCGUCUGAUCGAAGCGUUCGAGAAGGCGAAGCUGGGUCGCUGGAUCAAGCGGCCGCUGGAGCAGGACCAGUUCGUGUGCGAGGUGGCCGGCGCCGCGCCCGCGCUCCUGUUCGCUUAGGCGGGCCGCCACCCCCUCGCGUGUGACGUCACGCGACCCCCGCCGCCGAGCACCUCACGCGCACACCCCGUGAGUACGACCUCUGCAUGUGCGGGUACUGGUGGCGACAGGCUUAGCGAGCUGCGGCUACCGCUGUCGAGGAUGCGGCCUACAGCAGGCCCGCGCGAGUCUCAUGACGGUUGCCAUGGCAACGUGGGCAGUAGAGCCCUCGCGUACUACAAGUACCGCAGCACUAGAGAUAGCGUUAGUCUCACUGAUAGGAACACUCUCCGCAGUAGUGUGAACACUCGCUUACUGCAAGCUUCAGGUAAUAAUGUAAGUCAUAGAACUGUUGUCGAUUAUAAUAAUAUUACUACUAGUGUAAGAGAUGAGUUUAAUGAUAGGAUGUGUGAUCGCGACGGAGCGCUCGGUGAUGAUGAAUGGGAUGAUGAUGACGUAGGUCACGUGACAAAGAUCAGUGAUGACGCAGACGUGACAGUCCUCAUGCACAAAGUAAAGCAAGUCACGUUAGGAGACGAUAAGAAGAGGUUCUGGAGCGAGUUCUAUAAGAGCAGACAAGCGAAGCGAGCCGAUACCAAAGACAGUGACGUCACUGAGCGCACAGCAUGCAGUAGUUGUACGUUCACUGAAGAAGCACAAUUAGCUGGUAGUCAUAGUUGUACACGCAGCGUGGUCGAAGCCAAAGAGACGCCAGUCGAGCGCGAUCCUCUAGGAGAUAACGUACAUAGUAAAGAUUUAGUCAAUUGUAGUGAAGUCGUAAACGACAAUUUAGCAUCGUUAAGGCAGCCUAGAAACGUAAGCACUGACGGUGAUCCCGUGAGAGAUAAUGAUAAAGAGAAUAUAGUUAACGUUAACAGAAAUAUUCUGACCAGGAAACUGGCCGCUUACCACGCGAGUCGGUUUAGAGGUGAACCAGUUAUACCUAACCGUGAUCUAUGGAGUUUAGAACGUAAUGAUGCAGCCACUGCAUCUGAAUCUAAAGAUUAUUUCUUUAACUAUGAUAAAACCGGUAAUGAUAAUAAGCCGACUGUCAAGAAUUCUCUCCUGUUACGGCGACUUCACAUUUACGAACAGAUCAACAGUAAGAUGAAAUGACGUGCGUGAGGGGACCGGUUCGCCCGGAGUAUGUACCUCUUUGCGUCACGAGGGUGACAGUACAAGAGGGUGGGGGUACCCCCCUCCCCCCUCUCUAAGUGACGUCACGCACGUCAAGUUUUGGAGAAUCGAAAUUUUCGUUUUAUGUUCGUGACACAGUCACGUAUUUGUAAUUUGCAAUUCAUUUUUUUUUUUUUCUCAUUAAAUUGUCUUUUUAAUUUAGUUGUUUAUUUGAUUCUCGUUCAUAUUGUUCUACAGUUGUCUCUCACGGAUUACUGGUCCUUAUUUCUUUACUUAGUUAUAGCUAGAUAUAUUACGUUCGCCAUCAGACCCUGUGUGUGUGUGUGUGUGUGUGUGUAUAAGCGCGUGUGUGUGUGAGCGUGACGUUCUCGCCGCGCCUCAGUUGAAACAAUGAUGUCUACCAAAGCGAUGUUAAAGUAUUAAUGUUCAUAGUUUUCAUGUGUCCCUCCGCAGACGCUCGCCUGCACAACUUAUCAUAUUCUAGAUUUUUUGCUAAAUCAUAAUUGUGGGAAAGGGUUGGACAUACUAUUGUGACAACACAAAAUUUAAUGGUUGUCAAAUUCAUGGUGCAACCACAUAGUCUCUACACAGUAUUAGCAUACAUGAAUACCAUGCACGCAUGUGUACCGUGCAUAUAUGAGUACAUGCAUGUAUGAGCACCAUGCAUGCAUUGAGCAUCAUGCAUAUAUGUCUUCCAUGCAUGCAUGAGGACCAUGCAUGUAUGAGCACCAUGUGUGCAUGAGCACCAUGCAUGCAUGCAUGCGAGCGCCGGGGAAGCUUUGGUAGAGUAUCAUGCGCGUCGCGGCGCUACACGCGGCCGGUGUAGACCAACCUUGGAAGCAGAGUACCUGCGCUACGACGCUACGGCGCUACGACGCUACGCCGUAGCACUGCUACGCACAUUGUCAACUAGUGCCAUACUAAUUGAUACAAUUUCAAACUAAAAUCUGAUUAGUUAUAAAUAUUGGAGUUGUAUUUGUAUUCAGUCAAAAUUAUUGUGUUAAUUGUUCGCUUGUAUUUAAAGUUUAACUUUGAUUUUAUUGUACACUGUGAGCCAAUGUUUUCAGGUCAAUUAUAACAGUCAAAAAAUCAUAAUUAAGUUUUUUGACCUCUACACAUUGGUAUUAAUGCAUGACAUAAUAAUUGAAAUAAAUAUGUGUUCUAAUAAUAUUUGUGUCGAUACCAACAGCUAGCAUGUCUUACAAUCUUACCGUAUUAAAGUGAAUAUUAAAGUUACCCUAUUCAGUAUUGUCAAAUAGUUUGCUUAGAUAAGGUUCUAUCUCUCUCUAAGAUCACAAUUACUUGUAUUUCCUUCAAAACGAGUCAUUUAGUUUAGUACAACUCAUAUAGUCGAUGACAGAAUAACGUCAAGGGUGAGUUGCACCAUUUGACUGUGAUGAUAACUGAAUUAUAACUAGCCGAUAUAUAGUGCAAUGGGCGACUAUUUAAUAGCUGGUUAUUGAUUUGGUUAUCGUAAUAGUUAAAUGUUACAACUUCCUCGUAAAUAAUUAAGUUUUCUCAGAUGUAUGAGUAUUGAUCAUUUUUACUCCAAGUUUCCUCUUGAUCACUACACCUUUCUUAAAUAAUUUCAUAGUAGAAUCACUGGCUACUGUACUUAAUUCAAUAUAUCUUUUAAUAAGUUCAUGUAUUCUGUGGUCGACUGUACACUUGCAAAUAUGUUCAUAACUUUUUGUUAACACUGUACCGCACACUCGACAGUUUACUUCAAAACUAUUGAUUGUCUUUUAAAAUUAUAAAUGUUCUACCUUUUUCUGUAACAAGUGUACCUGAUAUUCUUUUCCCCACUCAUAAUUUUGGUGUUUACAUUGAUGAUUCCUACAUUUUGUCUAGUGCGCGGUCGGUGCUAUCACUGUAUGUGCGCACUGCGUUCCUGAAAAAAUGUUUUAUUAUGGACACAAUAUUUACCAUUUAUUUAAGCGUUCUUUACUGACCUUGAUAAUCAGAAUAUAGCGUAACUUCAAUUGUGUAGUAAAUCAUCAAUGGCGCUUACAAUCAUAAUUUCAUUACUUUAAUCAGUGCGUCUUCCAGCUAUGUUAAUAAAAUUAUUAAAUCUGUUUUUAGAGGAGGUUUUGCAUCGACGAAUAUCAAAAAUUAUUGUGUUUUUCUGAGACGUGAUCAUCUUUAACAUUUUUUUCUUAUAAAGCCCAAGUUCACCUACAACAUAAAUGUCGGUUUUUCUUAAAACAACUGUUUACCUUUUGAUAAAGUAUACAAUUGUUUUAAGAAAAAAAUACGUUUACCUUGUCUUCUAGCGUCAAACGUAAGUAACUGUUAGUUUACUUAGAUGUCGCUAGAGGCGCCAGUGUGCACAUACUGUACAACAUUAUGCAUUUAUGAAUAUUUUGUGUAUAACUACAAGCAGUCAGCAUUCGCAAGCACUUUAUGAUUAAGAGUAAUAAAUCAUUUCCUUGUA